AUGGCUCAGAAAGCAGCCAAAUCCCUGGCGACCCGCAAUGGUGCCGUCCUCAGUCGUACUCACCUCAUCUCUGCUGCAUUGCAUCUGCUCUUCCUCCUUCUGCACUUUGUCUUCCAGCGGCCGCGUUCACUGAAGCCAUACUUCUUCCUGGCUGUCCCAACCCUUGCCAUUGAAUACUAUUUGGACCGAAUGGGUCGGCCCCGCUAUAACGAAGAUGGCUCCCUGCGCUCCGCCGGCGAGGAUCUCAACGCAACUGGCCUGACGGAGUAUAUGUGGGAUGUGCUUUACUGGACCCAGGGAUGCAUUGUUGCUGUCUGCCUCUUCAAUGACCGGGCCUGGUGGUUAUGGACUGUGAUCCCGUUAUACUCUGUGUACGCUGCCUACACCACGAUAAUGGGUGUGAAGAAGGGAUUUGCUGGAAUGGGUGGUGGUGAUGCCGGUCAAGGGGGCGAUGCCCCAAAGAGCAAGACGCAGCUGAAGAAAGAAAAGAGAGGCCCCACUAUGAAGUAUAGGUGA
Messenger RNA from Penicillium egyptiacum, 516 nucleotides. The record is from the annotation of a GenBank genome assembly. Lineage: Eukaryota; Fungi; Ascomycota; Eurotiomycetes; Eurotiales; Aspergillaceae.